Lactuca sativa (garden lettuce) is the source of this 2064-nucleotide messenger RNA. RefSeq names its product ARM repeat superfamily protein (gene MEE50). NCBI's taxonomy places the organism in Eukaryota, Viridiplantae, Streptophyta, Magnoliopsida, Asterales, Asteraceae. The record is from RefSeq and is a predicted model, not a curated record. Gene Ontology annotation, cellular component: cytosol.
AAUAAGAGACGUGCAGUAGCACCGCCACCCUCAUCGUCACCUUUCUAAGCUACGACCUCCGACGCUAAGCUCUGACAGCGUCGAUCUCCACCCUUGCUCCUUCGUCGGUGCGCAUCCGCAGGCAUCGAUAGGGUUGAAAUCCAAUCAUUUUGGAAUGGUUCAAGGGUCCAUCGACUUGGCUUGUUCUUCUCCAUUAGCGCUGUUUCUCGUCAUCUGUUCUUCAUCAUCGACUCCAUCUUCUUCAUCCAGUUGCUUCAACAAUCGAUUCCUGAUUUCGAACUGCAACAAUCUAUUUUAGGGGUAAAAAAUCAAGAUUAGAAGGGAGACGCACAGCAAAGAGGAGAAGGCCUGCUCAUCGUCUUGUUUUCUAUUCCAUUACGCCUCCCAAAGCUUCUGCGCUGAUCCAUCCGGAAUUCGACAUCUAGAAUCUCAUCAAACUCACUAGCACAUCAACCGAGUGAUUGUUUGUGCUUCUUUUAUUGGAUUUCAAAAUGGAUUCUGCAAUUUCAUUGGAGGAAUCUAUACCAGAAAGCAUCCUUCAACCUUUCUUUUCUGCUACAAAUUCAUCAACACUAAACAAAGCUUUGGAGAAUCUAAUAGAAUUGGCUAGAACAAAAGAGGGUCGAUCUGAUCUUGCUUCCAAGAAUAUGCUCAACCCAACCCUUCAACUCUGUAAAUUACUAUCAUACCCUUCUUCAGGCAACACACUUUUAUUGGCUCUUAAACUCAUCAGAAACCUAUGUGCUGGAGAAUUACGAAAUCAGAAUUCAUUUAUCGAACAAAAUGGAGUUGAUAUUGUUUCGAAUAUAAUCAGUUGUAAGGAAAUUGUUAACGAUUCAAAUCAUGGGCUUAUUCGAAUGGGAUUACAAGUUGUAGCAAAUGUUUCAUUGGCUGGAGAGGAACAUCAACUUGUUAUAUGGAAUCAUAUUUAUACUUUGAAGUUUCUUGAGAUUGCAAAGAUUAGAAGAAAAGAAACCUGUGACCCUUUGUGUAUGAUCAUCUAUGCCUGUGUUGAAGAGAACCAUGAACUGCUUGACAAGUUGUGUUCGGAUCGUGUUUUGCCACUUCUUGUUGAAAUUAUAAGAACUGCAUCUGAAGUGGGGUUUGGAGAAGAUUGGGUGAAGCUAAUUCUUUCAAGAACAUGCAUUGAAGAAUCUUACUUCACACCCAUCUUCUCAAACUUACAAUAUCCUCAUCCUUCUAUUGAAACUACAAAUACCUUCACACAAGAGCAAUCCUUUUUGUUAAGCAUCCUAUCCGAAAUGAUAAACGAGCAACUCGAGCAUAUUACAUUAUCCAAGCUUUUCGCUUUAGAUAUUUUCAAGAUCCUAAAAACCAGUUUAGGUGUUGUUGAUUAUGCUUCACGCCCAAAAUCCGGUCUCCCAACCGGCUCAAAUGACAUGGAUGCCCUCGGAUACUCUCUCUGCAUAUUGAGAGACAUCUGUGCAUUUGACCCUCGCAACAAAGAGGGUCAUGUGGAUAUGUUGCUUUCAUUAGGGUUUAUCGAAACGUUUCUUGAUUUGCUUCGUGAACUUGAACCUCCUUCAAUAAUUAGGAAAACAAUGAAAGACGAUGAGAAUGAAGAAACGAAAACAAUCAAACAUUCGGGUAAAGUAUGCCCUUAUAAGGGAUUUCGUAGUGAUAUUGUUGCGGUUAUUGGGAAUUGUGCGUAUGGGAGGAAGCGUGUUCAAGAUGAGGUGAGGGAGAAGAAUGGGAUACUUUUGAUGUUGCAGCAUUGUGUCACGGAUGAUGAAAACCCGUUUUUGAGGGAGUGGGGUAUUUGGGGUGUGAGGAAUUUGUUGGAAGGGAAUGUAGAGAAUCAAAGGGUGGUUAGUGAGUUGGAAAUCCAAGGGUCGGUUAACUUACCCGAGUUGUCUAAUCUUGGGUUGCGGGUCGAUGUCGAUCAACUGACUCGACGUGCAAAGCUUGUAAACAUGGCUUGAAGCUCCUCCCUCUUACACAACAUUGUCUUUGUGUUUAUGUUUGUUGACUAUUUUCCUAGUGAUGUCUUUACAUUUUUUAUAAUUACAAAUGCAAAUGAGAAAAAUAUAUUGACAUACUAAA